GCAGCCUGGGCCUGGGCCAGAUGCAGGCUGGCUUCCACCUGCUCCUGGUCUUGCUGCAGUUUCUGCCCUGGAUACAGGCGGUGGCGUCAACCAAUUCUUCCUCUGCCCAAAUUGGCGCGCACCCACCUUCUCCCCACCCUCCUCUCCCCAGAGCCAUGAUCAGCACCAUGGACAGGGCCCCGGGAGGCCCGCGCUGCUGAGCGAGUCUCUGCUGAGCGAACCUCUGCUGAGCGAACCUCUGCGGAUCCUGUGGACCUGCUGAAGGCCUUGGGUAUGCGAGGAGGCCAGGUCGACAUCCCCCAAGUGCCUGGCCUCUGUCCCCAGAGGACCCCAGAGGGUGACCGGGCAUUCCAGGUGGGCAAAGCCAGCAGGCUUGCCGUACCUACGUGGGAGCUCUUUCCAGAUGGCCACUUUCCUGAGGACUUUUCUGUGCUGAUCACUCUGCGGGGCCAGCCGGCCAACCAAUCUGUCCUUCUAUCCAUUUACGAUGAGGGGAGUACGCGGAAGCUGGGCCUGGCGCUGGGGCCGGCUCUGGGCCUCUUGGGUGUCACCGUCAGCCCUCUCUCCCCGCAGGUCAACCUCAUGGAUGGCAGGUGGCAUCGUGUGGCAGUCAGCGUGGAUGGUGCGAUGGUGACCCUGGUGGUGGACUGUGAACCUCAGCCCCCCAUAUUGGGCCAGGGGCCUCGAUUGAUCAGUACAGCUGGUCAAACUGUGUUGGGAACUCAGGAUCCUGGAGAGGAGACUUUUGAGGGAGAUAUUCAGGAGCUGCUGAUUAUUGCGGACCCUCAGGCCGCCCUCCAGGCCUGUGAGCGGUACCUACCAGGCUGUGACCACCUGGACUCCACAGCCACAGGGGAUGAGCCAGAGACCCCUUCUCCUCGACGGAAAGGCAAGGGGAAGGGGAAAAAAAAGGGGCGAGGUCGAAAAGGGAAGGGUAGAAAGAAGAACAAGGAAACUUUGACCCCGAGUCCACCUCCUGGCUCCCCUGAGAACCAGACCUCCACUGACAUCCCCAAGACAGAGAUACCAGCUCCAAGUCCGCCUCCCAGCUCUUCGCCUUUGGCCAUCACCACCACUAUGACUGCUGGCCACAACCUCACCAGUCUAGAGGGGGACCUUGAUCCUGAAAGUGAAACUGAAUUGGGGUCCUCGGAGACUGAAUUAAUCAAUGAGGAUGAGGAAGGAGAUGACCCCACCAUGGGCCCUGACUUCCGGGCAGCAGAACAGUCAUCACGGACUCAGUUCCAGAUCUUUCCUGGUGCUGGAGAGAAAGGAGCAAAAGGGGAACCAGCAGUAAUUGAACAGGGACAGCAGUUUGAGGGACCUCCUGGAGCCCCUGGACCCCGAGGUGUGGUCGGCCCCUCAGGCCCUCCUGGUUCCCCUGGAUUCCCGGGGGACCGUGGCUUACCAGGCCCUGCAGGUCUCCCAGGAAUCCCUGGCAUUGAUGGGGUCCGAGGCCUACCAGGCACUGUGAUCAUGAUGCCGUUCCAGUUUGCCAGUAGCUCCCUCAAAGGACCUGCAGUCUCCUUCCAACAGGCGCAGGCGCGGGCGGUGCUGCAGCAGGCUCAGCUCUCUAUGAAAGGCCCCCCUGGCCCCAUGGGGCUCACAGGGCGUCCAGGCCCCGUGGGUCUUCCUGGGUAUCCAGGUCUGAAAGGCGAGAUGGGAGAAAUGGGACCGCAGGGACCCCGAGGUCUUCAAGGACCCCUUGGGCCACCUGGCCGAGAGGGCAAGAUGGGCCGCUCUGGAGCAGAUGGGGCUCGCGGCCUCCCAGGGGACACGGGGCCUAAGGGUGAUCGGGGCUUUGACGGUCUCCCCGGGCUGCCUGGCGAGAAAGGCCAAAGGGGUGACUUUGGCCCCGUGGGGCAACCUGGGCUCCCAGGAGAGGAUGGUGAAAAGGGAGCAGAGGGCCCUCCUGGACCCACUGGCCAGGCUGGGGAGCCGGGUGCCCGGGGAAUGAUUGGCCCCAGAGGCUCUCCUGGCCCCCUGGGACGGCCGGGUGUUGCUGGAAUUGAUGGUGCUCCAGGGGCCAAAGGAAAUGUGGGUCCUCCAGGAGAACCGGGCCCUCCAGGACAGCAGGGGAACCCUGGGUCCCAGGGCCUCCCUGGCCCCCAGGGAAACAUUGGCACCCCUGGGGAGAAGGGUCCCCCUGGGAACCCCGGAAUUCCAGGCCCCCCAGGAUCUGAUGGCCCUCCGGGUCACCCAGGCCAUGAAGGCCCCACUGGUGAGAAAGGGGCUCAGGGUCCCUCAGGGUCGGCAGGCCCUCCAGGCUAUCCGGGACCUCGAGGUGUGAAGGGUACCUCUGGCAACCGGGGCCUUCAGGGAGAGAAAGGAGUGAAGGGAGAGGAUGGCUUCCCAGGCUUCAAGGGUGAUGGGGGGCUAAAAGGCGAUCGGGGACACCCUGGACCCGCAGGUCCCCGGGGAGAGGAUGGUCCAGAAGGGCUGAAGGGGCAGGAGGGGCUAGCUGGCAAAGAGGGGCCCCCAGGCUCAGCUGGGGAAAAGGGCAAGCUUGGUGUGCCUGGUCUCCCAGGUUACCCAGGACGUCCGGGUCCUAAGGGAUCUAUUGGCUUCCCAGGGGCCCUGGGACCAUUAGGCGAGAAAGGGAGGCGGGGGAAGGCGGGCCAACCAGGUCUGGAAGGAGAGCGGGGACCACCAGGGUCUCGUGGAGAAAAGGGGCAAUUGGGUGCUACUGGACAACCAGGUCCCAAGGGCGAUGUGGGUCAGGAUGGGGCCCCUGGGGUCCCUGGAGAAAAGGGCCUCCCAGGUCUACAAGGCUCUCCUGGAUUCCCUGGGCCAAAGGGUCCCCCCGGUCCCCAAGGGAAGGACGGGCGUAUGGGACACCCUGGACAGAGAGGAGAACUGGGCUUCCAAGGUCAGACAGGCCCACCUGGACCAGCUGGUGUCGUGGGUCCUCAGGGAAAGACAGGAGAAACAGGGCCUCUGGGUGAGAGGGGACCCCCAGGGUCCCCUGGACCACCUGGUGAACAAGGUCUACCAGGCCUGGAAGGCAGUGAGGGCACCAAGGGGGACCUGGGGCCACCGGGACCCCUCGGAAAGGAAGGGCCGCCUGGCCCUAGGGGCUUCCCUGGCCCUCUCGGAGCCCGCGGGGACCUGGGACCUACUGGUUUGAAGGGUGACAAGGGCCCUCCAGGCCCCAUCGGGGCCAACGGCUCCCCUGGGGAGCGUGGUCCUGUGGGUCCAGCAGGAAGCAUUGGGCUUCCUGGUCAAAGUGGAGGCCAAGGCCCUGUGGGCCCUGCAGGCGAAAAGGGGUUUCCAGGUGAACGUGGCUCCCCUGGCCCCACUGGAAAAGAUGGGAUCCCAGGGCCCCUGGGCCUACCUGGACCCCCUGGAGCUACUGGGCCUUCUGGAGAGGAGGGUGACAAGGGAGAAGUGGGAACCCCUGGUCACAAGGGGAGCAAAGGUGAUAAGGGGGAUGCGGGCCCACCUGGACCAACUGGCGUACAGGGGCCUGUGGGGCACCCAGGCUCCCCGGGAGCAGAUGGGGCACAGGGACGACGGGGACCCCCAGGCCUCUUUGGGCAGAAAGGAGAUGAUGGAGUGAGAGGCUUUGUGGGGACGAUUGGUCCUCCUGGCCUGCAAGGGCUACCAGGCCCUGCUGGAGAGAAGGGGGAGGUUGGAGACGUAGGGUCCAUGGGUCCCCAUGGAGCGCCAGGCCCUCGGGGUCCCCAGGGCCCCAGUGGAUCAGAGGGCCCCCCAGGCCUGCCUGGAGGAGUUGGUCAGCCAGGCGCUGUAGGAGAGAAGGGUGAGCCAGGGCACUCUGGAGACCCAGGACCCCCAGGACCCCCAGGCAUCCCUGGGCCCAGAGGAGAACUUGGUGAAAAGGGGGACAUGGGUCCAUCUGGGGCAGCUGGAUCCCCAGGAAAGAAAGGCCCUCCUGGAGAGGAUGGAGCAAAAGGGAACAUGGGCCCCGUAGGGCUCCCCGGAGACCUAGGACCCCCUGGAGACCCUGGAGUUGCGGGGAUAGAUGGUCCUCCAGGAGAGAGAGGAGACCCUGGUGACGUUGGGGGACCCGGCCCACCUGGAGCUUCUGGGGAACCUGGGUCCCCCGGACCCCCUGGCAAGAGGGGUUCCCCUGGUCGCAUGGGUCGAGAAGGCAGAGAAGGGGAGAAAGGUGCCAAGGGGCAUCCAGGUCCUGAUGGGCCCACAGGGAGGAGAGGCCCAGUGGGGCCUCGAGGACCUCCAGGGGGUGACGGGCCUGAGGGGCUUCGUGGGAUCCCUGGCCCUGUGGGUGAGCCAGGCCUCUUGGGACCUCCUGGCCAGAUAGGCCCUCCUGGCCCCUUGGGGCCAUCUGGCCUCCCAGGGCUGAAGGGAGAUGCUGGCCUCAAGGGGGAAAAGGGCCACAUUGGAUUAAUUGGCCUCAUUGGCCCCCCCGGGGAGGCUGGUGAGAAAGGGGAUCAGGGGCUGCCAGGUGUGCAGGGCCCUCCUGGCCCCCCGGGAGAACCGGGUUCCCGUGGUCCUGUUGGCUCUCUUGGUCACCCUGGGCCCCCAGGCGUGGCGGGCCCCGUGGGACAGAAAGGAUCAAAGGGGUCCCCCGGAUCCCUCGGUCCCCGUGGAGACACUGGGCCCCCAGGGCCCCCUGGCCCUCCGGGUCCUCCUGCGCAAGUCCUGGGGCUGCGCCGGCGCCGCUCAGUCCCGGCUCCGGAGGGCGGCCUGGAGGAAGUGGUGGCGUCGCUCUCCUCGCUGAGCGUGGAGCUGGAGCAGCUACGGCGCCCUCCCGGCACGGCGGAGAGCCCAGGCCUCGUGUGUAGCGAGUUGCACCGCAACCACCCGCACCUGCCGGAUGGGGAAUACUGGAUUGACCCCAACCAGGGAUGCGCGCGGGACGCAUUCAGAGUUUUGUGCAACUUCACUGCAGGAGGAGAGACCUGUCUCUACCCAGACAAGAAGUUUGAGACCGUAAAACUGGCCUCAUGGUCUAGGGAGAAGCCAGGAAAUUGGUAUAGCACAUUCCGUCGAGGGAAGAAGUUCUCCUACGUGGAUGCUGAUGGGUCCCCCGUGAGCGUGGUCCAGCUCACCUUCCUGAAGCUGCUGAGUGCCGCGGCCCACCAGCGCUUCACCUACUUCUGUCAGAACUCAGCCGCCUGGCUGGAUGAAGCUGCUGGCGACCAUGGCCGUGCCCUCCGCUUCCUGGCGGCCAACGGGGAGGAGCUGUCCGUUAACCAGACAGCAGCGGUCACCAUCCAUGUCCCUUACGAUGGCUGCCGGCACCGCAAGGGACAGAAGAAGACGCUCCUGGAGUUCAGCUCUUCACGAGCGGGGUUUUUGCCCCUGUGGGAUGUGGCAGCUGCUGACUUUGGCCAGACAAACCAGAAGUUCGGGUUUGAACUGGGCCCUGUCUGCUUUAGCAGCUGAGCACCUUGGGGUGGGGAGGGACAAGAAGGGUGCCCAAACAGGGCACAUUUGGUGCUGAGGCUUUGGAGCCAUUGUAUUUAUAGUUUCCUGUGACCGUGAAGCCAGGAGGUCUGGUCAACAUGGACAAACGAUGUUCCUUCUCCAUUCCUGGGGGUGGGGUCUGGCACCUCUUGCCCCCACAUCACUGCAUACAGGUGGCAUAACAGUCUGACUCUUUCUCCCCUCCAUGCCCUCCCACCUCCAUCCUCACCCCCAGAGCUCCACGCAAGGAAAUUCAAACUCAGAGUCAACAAAUGCUCCCCAUGUGUGUCUCCCCACCCCGCGGUCAGUGCGGUCAGAACCCUGGUGCUACUCUCCCCCAUUGUGAAGCACUGGAUGCCUCCUGACCCAGGCUGGGACCUCUUCGCUUAUUCCUGUUUUCACGUGGAGUAACAGUGAAGGGACUGAAGUUAGACUACAGAGGGAAGUGGGACUUCCCUUGACUGAGAGAAGUCCCCACAAUGACUUCUGAAUACUGCCCCUCAUAGCUCUCCAGACUCACCUUGCCAUGGCAAGUGAUUUAGGGACUUAGAUGGCAAAUCUUAGGGAUUUAGGAUUUAGGGAUUAAGGGGGAUGAAUCUGGAUCCUAAUGGUGCUGCCCUAUUUAUAUCUGGGUCUGUAUUCAAAGAGAAAAUCCCCUCUGUUGUAUAUUUUAUCUGCUCUCUCUUUAGGGAAGGCUGGGAUAUGAUGAGAGAGAUUCUAGCAUGAUCCUCACCCUAUCUGUGGGCCAUUAGGGAAUGAUGGGCAUCUCGAGUCAGAAUAAACCAGUGAACUGUG
Messenger RNA from Condylura cristata (star-nosed mole), 6186 nucleotides. RefSeq names its product collagen, type V, alpha 3 (gene COL5A3). The record is from RefSeq and is a predicted model, not a curated record. Gene Ontology annotation, molecular function: extracellular matrix structural constituent. The transcript is spliced from 69 exons. Lineage: Eukaryota; Metazoa; Chordata; Mammalia; Eulipotyphla; Talpidae. Bases 274 to 5370 code for a protein of 1698 amino acids.